This is a messenger RNA of Symbiodinium natans, 5226 nucleotides long. The record is from the annotation of a GenBank genome assembly. NCBI's taxonomy places the organism in Eukaryota, Dinophyceae, Suessiales, Symbiodiniaceae.
AUGCCAAUCUCCAAGAGCUACUAUGUGUGGGAUGAUGAUGGAGCUAAGUGGGAUGAACGAAACGGAUGGUUGCCGCGCAGCUUACAGGAAGACGAGAAGGUCCUCGCGGUGUUCGAAGAUGAAGCGGCUCUUGUGGCCUGGAGCGAGGAGUUCGGAAAAACGAAGGCACUCACUGCCGGCGAGAAGAAGCGAAUGCAGAAUGCCAUUGGGAAGUUCGUCCAAGCCUCAGAGUUCACGGAGACAAAGGAUUGGCGUAGCGUUGAAUGGUUGGGAGUGGAAGAAUUAGCGAGUGCAAGUUUUUGGAGUCGGAUGGCGGUUCGACAACCCGAGUACAUGGUGAUUGAGGCGGAGUGUGCUUCUGGUGAAGACCUGGAGGCAGCCUUGGACCUCGCAGCGUGGCAGGAUGCAACGGGCAAGGCCUUCGUGAUGCUGCAUUCCGAGUGUGAUGCGGCCUAUGUGGAGGCUGGAACAAGCUGCGAUGGUAUGACUGGACGGCGAGUUCAGCAGGUUCUAGACUGCCAGCGGAUGCUCACUGGAAACCACCCUGGGCUGAUGUGUGCGGUGAGCAAUGAGAUGGGCAGCGAUGCUGAUCAUGAAGCAAAGCUGACACACGUCUCCGAGAACCUUGUCGCUUACCAGAAGGCACACCACCAUGACGACGAUAGCAUUUCUCAGAACCAGGAGGCACACCACCAUGACGACAAUAGCAUUUCUCAGAACCAGGAGGCACACCACCAUGACGACGAUAGCAUUUCUCAGAACCAGGAGGCACACCAUUGCGACGACAGUAGCAUUUCUCAGAACCAGGAGGCCAGUCAUUCAUACCUGAGCGAGGCAGAUGUUGGCUACCUGGAAGGCAUGGCGCGUCGUCUGAUUCGAGAACGUGACUACUCACUGGUGUCGUUUGAAAAGUUCGUGGAGAGGAUGCCUUCUACGCGAGCUGGGGCAAGGUCCACAACCAUAGCUGGAAGUUAUUUGAUUUUCGGCAUGUACUCACACGGCAACCGUCAUGGAGUCACGAACCGGACGAAGUCGCUGCCUAACUGUGCCAUGUACCUCAACAACCUGAUGAAGUUUCAGUGUAAGAUCCAAGGAAUCUCAAAACCUACUUGGACUACCAUAUCUUUGGGGCUGAACGCAGGCAGCAGUCUUCAUCGUGAUCUACACAACAAGAAGGAGUCCCAAAACUAUGUGAUCGGUGCAGGAUCGUAUCGCAGAGGAGAGAUAUGGAUUCAGGACGAUGAAGUUCCGGAAUCACGUGCCGUUUUUCGGAACUUGCCGAAUGGGAAGAGGCAGGCCGGGAAGCUCCACAACAUCAAGCACCGGGUCCUCUCCUUUGACCCAAAGAGGUGGCACGAGUCCCGUUCAUGGUCUGGAAGCCGCUAUGUGGCUACAGCCUUUACGGCCAGAGGAGUUGAUGCAAUGGAACGCGACGUUGCUCAACAACUUCACGAAACGGGGUUUCCUGUACCAAGAUGUUCCGGAAAGUGCGGGAAGGUCUAUGUGCAGGAGGAGGAUGAGUUGGAUGAGCGGCAACAGCCGGUUGAUGAUGCACUGGAGCCUACCGCAGAAGAAAAACGGCUAAUCAAGAAGCUGCACGAGAAUAUGGGUCAUCCAGCAGGUAAGGAGAUGGCGAGAUCUUUGCGUUUGGCAAACGCCAAACCGCAUGUGGUCCGUUAUGUGGCGACAAAGUUCGAGUGCGAUGUGUGCAAAGCAAGGCCAAAGCCCAAGCCAGCACGACCUGCUGUGUUGCCCAAAAGCUACGAACCAGGCAAGGUGGUGGGAGUUGACGUGGUGUUCCUGAGCGCACUGGACAAGAGAGAGACAUUUCCGGCCUUGAACAUGGUGGACUGGGGAACCGGUUACCAGAUGGUGGAAAGGCUCAAGAACACCGAGUCCGACCACGCCUGGAGAACCUUCCUGCGAGUUUGGGGCAGAGUGUUUGGCGUUCCUGAGAUCAUCAUAGCUGACCUGGGAACCGAAUUUCGAGGUCAAUUCGCGGAGAUGGCAGCUCAAGCAGGCGCCUUGAUUCGUCACACUGCAGCCAGAUCUCCCUGGCAGGCUGGGAAGACAGAGAGAGCUGGAGCUCACUACAAGCAUGUGUAUGAGAAAGCGAGGGAGACCACCCAGAUUAGCACGUGGGAAGAGUUGAAGACCCUGCUCUACGAGGUGGAGAAUGCCAAGAACAGGUACGGGAAUCGGAGCGGGUUUUCUCCCACACAACGGCAGAUCGGGCAUAAUCUUCGACUUCCAGGAUCUCUCCUGUCGGAUGAUCGACAGAUCCUAGACUGGUGGUGCAGAGUGCUGGAGAUGAGAUGCGACGAGUCUUGGAGCUGCGUCAAGAAUGCCCGAAGCCGCAUUCCUCCUACGUUCGUGGUUGGCGAGACCGUGUACGUCUACCGACAGCCAAAGGAGCGGAAGAGGAGGCAUAUGAUGACCGAGGAGUCCCAUGAGGGUCGGAAGCCAUCAUGGGUGGGUCCUGGAGUGGUUUUGGCGAUUGAGCAGCCGAGCUUGUGGGUAUCUAUGAAGGGAGAGCUCUGGAAAGUGAGUUGUGAGCAUUGUCGACAUGCUACCAGUGAAGAACAGCUUGCAAAAGAGCUACUGGCCGGUGAGCUGGAGGUUCUGCGUGAGGAGUUGGGGCGGUCCAGCCAAAAGCGAACUUACAAGGACAUGACGGAGGAACCAGGUCCUCCCGAUGAAGAAGAGGAGGCUGUGGAACUUCGAGGAGGAAUGGACUGGCAUCCCGAAGAAAGGGCACAUCAACGACCGCGACUACUUCCAGAAGAUGUACCAGUGCCAGAAGGACCUUACGAUGAGGAAGAGCUGGCGCAAUAUGAACCAUCGAUCGAUGAAAGUGUUCAAGAACAAAUUCCAGUACCUCAAGUGGGACAUCCACCAACAUCCACCAAUGUCAGGCAGCAGUCUUCAGAGGAAGAGCCAGAGCCUGCGCCCAGUCGACAGAUGUCAAGUGGUGUACAAGAACUUUCUCCAGAGACAGUGCAGACUGUGCUACGGAAUCAACAAAUGGAUGGACAUCCACCGGGAAGUGCACCCUAUGAAGCCACUCGCAGACUGAUGAGCAAAAGGCCUCCCAGUUCUCCGUACUAUGCCAAGCAAGAAUCAAGCUCUUCAUCGCAGGCAUGGUUCUAUGCAGAAGAUGGUCGAUGGAAAGUUGAUCUAGACUGCUGGGAGGACGUGAGUCGCAAUGUUGUGGUGAGGAGACAUUACGAGCCGCGCAGGCGACUAUGUAACCCAACGAAGAUUCGAGGAGCUCUGAUGCCAAGAAGACUGAAACAUCGUCAAACCUACAUGGUGAUGGAGGAUGGCACGGUGGAUACCUACAAUGACAACUGGUUCAAGCAAAGAAAGAAGGUUAACGAUAUGAAGAAGAGCUGGGUUGGGUUCACUGUUUUCAGUUCGACUGAAGUGAACAUUCACGACUACAUGGCCACCAAGACUCGAGGUCAGGGCGAGGUGUUCGAGCACGAGAUCAAGCCACAUGAAUGGCCCGCUUGGCGCGAAUCAGAUCUUCAAGAAUGGUGUAAGGUGGCAAGCACUGACGCCAUCAAAGUUCUCAGUCUUGAGGAAUCAAGGGCAGUUCGAGCAGAUCUCAGAGCCCGAGGCCAGGAGCAGAGGAUUAUACCCAGCAGAAUGGUUCGACGGUGGAAGCCAGCCGAGCAACCAGGCGAGCCUCCUCAGAUGAAAUCGAGAUGGUGCAUUCGCGGAGACCGAGAUCCAGAUCUUAUGGAGCUAGAUCGUUACGCACCAACGCUCAAUAGCACCAGCUUCGGAGUGCUUCUCCAGGUUGCAGCAUCCCUCAAGUAUCAGGCGAGUGUGGGCGACUUGAAGAACGCUUUCUGCCAGUCUUUACCACUCGUGAGGAAGCAAGGGAAGCUGUACGCUAGUCUUCCAAAAUCAGGGAUCGAGGGUCUACACGACGAGCAGCUUGUGGAGAUUGUUGCUGGAUGCUAUGGACUUGGCGAUGCGCCAAUCCAUUGGAGGCGAACUCUAAAGGAGGCGAUAUUGGCUCUUGGAUACCGAGAAUCGGUGCUGGAUCCAACGGUCUACUUUCUCCCAGGGAAGCAGACACUACGUGGAGCCAUCGCUGUGGAGGUGGACGAUCUGUUUACCUUCGGUGAUGAGGAGCACUACAGGAAGAUCGCGGAGCUCCGUGAACGAUUUCGGUUCGGGAAGUUUGUCAUGGUUCAAGAGGCUGAACAAGGUGUUGGUUUCAACGGAAGGCGCGUGAAGCAACUGGAAAACUUCGACUUUGAGGUUGACAUGGAGAAAUUCAUCGGCGAACGAUUGGAGCCAAUCAGCAUGGCCAAGGGAAGAAAGGCUGAUCCCAAAGCCCUGGCGAACGACAGCGAGAUUGCGCAAAUGAGAGCAGUGAUUGGUGCUCUGAACUGGGCGGCCAAAGAGGGGCGGCCAGAUGCGGCAGCUGCUGCCAGUCUAGGGGCGGCAACCUUUCCCAAGCCGGUGAUCCAGGACUUGAUUGACGUCAACAAAGCGGUGCACCUGAUCAAGACGAAUCCAACACUGGCGAUCAAGAUCAGGGCGAUUCCCUUCGAGAAUUUGGCAUGGGGAGUGGUUUCGGAUGCUAGCUUCGCAAACGCCUAUGGGGGCAACAGUCAGGGUGCCUAUGGUGUCAUCGCCUUUCAUGAAGACUUACAACGAGGGCGAAGAGUGCCUUGCUCACUGGUUUCGUGGCGAAGUGGAAGAAUUCACAAAGUGGUGAACUCAACGCUGGCAGCCGAGACGCAAGCCUUGUCAAAGGGGCUAGGUGAGCUUUGUUGGAUUGUCUCCAUCUUCAAUGAGUUGACCGACCCGGAAUUUGAGCUGGCGAAGUGGGAAGAGCAUCUUCAGCAGAACAAGAUCGUGGCAAUCGCCAAAAGCCAGACAGAGAAGGAGCUGAAGGAGAGCCUCUGCAUCAUUGACGCGAAGGCUCUGUACGAUCAUUUGUCUCGUGAAAGCACCGGACCCUCACAGGACAAGAGGACAUGCUUGGAGAUUCAAGUGGUGAGACAGAAUAUGAAUGCGAUCAAGGGCCGUGUUCGAUGGGUACCUCACCCUCACAUGAUUGUGGAUGGGCUGACGAAGAAGAAUGCGAACAUGGCGGCGUUGUAUGACCUCCUGAUGACGGGCGAAUAUCAGAUUGUGAGUGAAGCCGAAGCCCUGGAAGAGAAGCUCGAAGAGCGGAAGCAACUAGGUUACAACCGCCGAUAG